AUGAAAUUUCUACUAUUUACUUUCUUUCUCAUUGCUACAUUUUUAUUCAAUUAUUCAAUUGGCAGAGCAAUUAAUGAUACAAAUGAUUCCAUAGUGGUGUCUAACUAUAUUGAUGCUAACAAAGCUGAGCUAGCAACUGAGAAUUCAAUAGAUAAUGGAAAUUCAACAGUACCACCACAUACUCUACCAGGGCGAAGAGUUACUACAGAUACCCAUCGUAUUUCAAGCACUGUUUCAAUUGUAGUCCCUGUUGCUCUAUUUGGUUUAACAAUAUUAAUUGGUUAUGGUCUAAUUACUUAUGCUGUCAUAUCAGGUGGCCAUGGCAUAUCUUGUCUAACAGCCACGCGCACUAACAAUCGUCGGGCUAAAUAG
Messenger RNA from Rotaria socialis, 372 nucleotides. The record is from the annotation of a GenBank genome assembly. NCBI's taxonomy places the organism in Eukaryota, Metazoa, Rotifera, Eurotatoria, Philodinida, Philodinidae.